Messenger RNA from Dinoponera quadriceps, 5309 nucleotides. It is a transcript of the gene mud, whose product is annotated as GRIP and coiled-coil domain-containing protein 2-like. Lineage: Eukaryota; Metazoa; Arthropoda; Insecta; Hymenoptera; Formicidae. The record is from RefSeq and is a predicted model, not a curated record. The coding region runs from base 65 to 5077 and encodes 1670 amino acids. The transcript has 8 exons.
AGAUGAUAGCAAAGAAUGCAUAUACAUUGCAUCCUUGUUAUUGGUGUAUGCAUCUCAAUCAACAAUGUUUCAUACUCCGAUGUGCAACAAAUUGAAACAUGAAACACAAAUUAGAAUUAAAACUUUUCUUGAAAAUAUUUUACCUCUUGGAAGUGAUAUCACCAAGGACACAAUGAAGGAAGUUAUUAUGGAGUUAGUAGAAGAUGCAUCAAGUACUCCAAGUAGCCGCCAAACGCCGCCUCUUAAGGACUUUGUUAAGUCCCCUAUUAUGCGUUCGGCACAUAGUAGCUAUAAAAUUAUGACCGAACGAACCCGAGAAUUAAGAGAUUUAAGAUGUAACUUGGACAUAGAACGAUUUAAAAAUGCCGAACUACAGGACGAUUUAAAAAUAUAUCAGGAAAAAAUACAGAAUUUAAAGAUGAAACUUGAGAUAAACACAACGCAAUUAAAGGCAUUGCGAGACGAACGAAUGAAGCCGAAUACUCCUCAACCUUCUCAUAAAAGGGAGAAUAUCUCGUCAUGUGAGGACUAUUACAAGAAGUAUAUCGAUGACUUGGAGAUUCAAUUGAGCAAACAGCAGGAUGAAAUGGAUAAUUUGGAGAUGGAGAGGGAUACUCUAUCAAAGACGCUAGCUUCUGUGCAAAGGCAAUCUACACAGUACAAAGAUAACCUUGUAACCUACGAACGGUCCUUAGAAUCUUUAUCGCGUAAAAUGGAAAUGAAAGACAGAGAUCUGAUAGAACUCAGAAUGCAUAAUGAAGAAUUGCGCGUCCAUCUAAGAGAACUUAAUAAAAAUUCCAUUACAGAACAAAGUUUUGAAAUUGAGGACUCCGUGAUAUCAUCACUUCCUACCGCCUGUGUGUCAUUGAACAAUAGUGAAGCCCUGAGUUCUGUGAUUGAAAUCCAACUCCAAGAAGCUAAAGAAGAAUCUGCUGUAUUGCAAGCUCAAGUUGAUUCUUUGAAAGGAAAGCUGGAUGUACUUACAAAGAAUCACAAGGAUGUGAUACAAUUAAAUCAAGAUUUGCAGCAGAAAGUGCAAAUAUUAGAUAAAGUUCAAAUCAAGUUAAAUGAUGUGCAGAAGGAAUUACAUACAUCAAACAUGGAUAUAAAAAAUUUACAAGUAGAGAAAGUAUCUAUUAUUGCUCAUAAUGAGGAACUGAAAAGUUUACUUUUAUCGAGGGAAAAGGAACUUUCUGAAACAGUACAGUCAAAUACUGCACUGAAUACAAAACUGGAUAAUUUAAAGACAGGCAUGGAACACUUGAAUGAAUUGCUUGGAAAUGAGAAGACUGAUUCUUCAGAUUUAAGUAGCAUUCUUGAUCUAGUAAAAUCACAAGUAACCGAACAUCUGACACACAUUCAUAAGAUAACUGACGAAAGAGAUUUGUACAGAUCUUCCAUCGAUACCUGUACUAACAAUUUAAAGGCCAUUUUAUAUUACGUUGGCAAUCAAUUUAUUGAAGUUGUAACUGAUAAUUUAGAUAAUAUGACGCUGAAUGAACUUAUACUUUAUUUUAAUGUUAUGCUGUCAAAUUACAAUUCAGUAUGUGCUUCAUAUAAAUGUGAUGUUGAGAAAUUAAAAGAAACGAUAGAUGAAAUAAAUGCAAACCUGCAUAACCAACAAUUAACCGUUGCAACUUUAAACGAGCAAAAUCAACAGACUCUCGUGGAGUUAGCUAAUAUUGAAAAAGACGGAAAGCAAAAGGAUUUACUGUUGAAUGAACAAAAAGAAACUAUUCACAAAUAUUCACAGGAGAUCGAAGUUUUAAAGGAGAUCGCGAACGAGAAAUGUAUUCUGGAAGAAGAUGUACGUAGAUUGACGGAAGAUUUAGCUAAUCGACAAUUAUUGUUGAAAUCUACCAUGACAUAUUUUGGAAGACUCCAGGAUAUAACGAAAGAUUUCAAAUUAAUAAAACAAGAAAUUCAACAGAGGUUUGUCGAAUAUCAAGAAAAUGUUAAAGUAACAUGUGAAAGAAUACAUAAUAACUAUCAGACGUUACACCAUAAAUUAUGCCAAAUGAAACAAGAAACAGAGGAGUUGCAGAGUAAUUUUAAUCGCACUAAGGAGGUAUUAGCAGACACUCAAGCAAUAAAUUUUACAUUGCAAGAAAACCUAUUGCAAUAUCAAAAGCAAAUAAGUGCUUUAGAAGAAAUAGAAAAAUUUCUCUGUAAUGAUUUAAAUGAGUCUAAACAAAAUUUACAGGAAUUACAGGAAACGAAUCGCACAUUAGAGGAGCAAUAUACAGUGCUAAAAAUUGAAACAAAUAACAAUUUAAAAAGUCUAGAGUUAGAGAAUGCUAAGAUGUCAUUGGAAUUAAAGGAAUCUGUUGUUAAAUAUAAUGUAUUACAGCAAGACAUGAAUCAUACAAUGACACAAAUAGAACUGAAAGAUGCGCAAAUUAACGAAUUACUUUCAAGCAUUUCUUCUUUAAAUGCCGAAAAAGAUCACUUGAUAUGCUUGCACGAAGAAAUGUUCGCUGCGAAAGAUAAGGAAAUGGAAUUAAAAGAGAAAGCAUUGCAGAUGCUACAAAAUAAAGUGGAAAAGUCAAUGAACGAAGCAAGUGAAUCAGAGAAGAAAAUGAAGGAGAUAAUUAUUAAUCUUCAAGAAGUAAGAUCUAGUCAGGAUGCCGUAUUGACUACUCAAGAAACGGCUCUGAAAGAAAAAUGUCUGUACAUAGAAGAACUUCAAGAACAAUUUGAUAAGUUUAAGGGAGCACUGAAGGAAGAACUUGAAAAUGAAAAGCUGCUGCAUCGCGAAUUGCAAGUGAAAUUUUUAGCACUAGAAGAUCAGAUUCACGACCGAAACAUGACUGUAGAAGAAUUGCAAAAAAAGCUAGAAGAAAUAAACGGAGAGCUUAAAGUAAGCAAUGAUCAUUGUAGAUACAUGGAUGCGAGUCAAGUAAGCAUCGUAAAACUGUGUCAAGAACUGGAACAUCCAACUAAAGAUUUGAACUCUACAAUUAUACAGAUAUGUUCAGAUUUCGAUAUUCUUGAUCAGAACUUAUAUGACACGUCACAAUAUGAGUGCGCAAACAACGACAAAAGAACUGAAGAUGUUCUGAAUAUUAUUAAGAUGACCCUUCAAGAAUUACACUUAUCUCAGAAAGUAAUAUCGCACUUGUCUUUCACGUUAAACGAAACACUGGAAGAACAAAAGAUACUAAGAGAAAAUAGUAAAAAGGACAAGAAAGAAGUCUGCGGUUUAAGAAACAAAAUACGAGAAUUGGAAAUAAUAACACAGAAACGGAACGAUUAUCUCAAUAAUGUCAUAAGAAGUAAAGAAACGCUGAAGGAUUUUGUACGAAAAGCUUUUACCUCGCGCAAUGACAUAGAUACUGUUUUAUCAUCGUCCGUGCAAAAGUGGAGCGAGAUACUGGCCAAAUUUCAGAAUAUUUUACACAAUGAGAACCCUGCUUGCGACCAGUUCAAACAAUUACAAGCUAAAAGAGCAAGUCUUGAAAAUGCACUAUCCAAGUAUCGUAUAGAACAUUUAGAAAACAUUAAAUGCAUAUCUGAUAUUUUAUGGGAGAAGUUUUUGUGGACGGAAAAGAGACUGCAAGAUACCUACUUAUGUUCAGUGCAUGAGAAGGAAUGUCUGGACGCAUUAACGAAUGUGGAGGAAGAAAAGUUCUCUGAUGAGAAAAUCGCAGUAGACGCGGAAUUGGAGAAAAAUAAAGCACUGUGUAACAAUAUACUGAAGUCGGAGGAAGAAAUACAGUCUUUCAUCGCUUUAGCUACCUCGUACGAGAAAGGACUGGAAUCUGGGGAAGUCAAGACUCAGGACACCGACAAAAAAUUGCAGAGUCAAAUCAGUCAGCUGAAUAAGGAAAGGAAAGAUCUGAAGGGCAAAAUAGAUUCCAUGCGUUCGAGGAAUGUGAAGCUGGAGAAAAAUAUGGAUGAUCUUAGAGCGGAACUAAAGAAAUUGAAGUCGGAGACGGAGUCAACGGCAGAUCUGGGAGAAGUGCAAUCCCUAAAGGACGAACUGGAACGUACGAAAGAACAAAUCCAGCAGUUACACGAAGAAAAGGACAAGUCAGACAAGACUGCGAAGCAAGAACUCGAAGACCAACUGAAAGAAGUUCAUACUACGUACGAACAGAAACUGGAAGACAUGAAGCAAAGAAUGAAAAAAGUCUACAACGAGCAAAUGACGAAAUUAAACAGCGACCAGGAAAAAAUUGUACGAGAAAAGUUGCAGAGCCAAAUGGAGUCGAUGUGCCAGAAGCAAAGAGAAGAGAUUAAUAAGUACAAAACGCACGUCGGAGAAUUGAGCUCGCAACUUUGGAGCGUGGGGGAGAAACUUCUAAUUGAGCAGCAACAGAAGCAGGAGGCAUUACAACACUUAAAAGAAGUGCAAGUCAAGCUGAAGGAAAUCGAAACAGGCCAGCAAAUGUCCACGAUUUCACGCAGAACCAAACUGGAGAGGCAAGAGGUGAUGCCUGAAAACGCACAGCAAACAACGCACAAAGUUACGGUGAUAACGAAGGAAACAUUCGAAAGGAGGCAGAGCGUUAGAAGUUUACAAGCAAUGGGCAACGCAUUUAAAGCGGAAGAUGAGGAAGAGAUCUUUGACAAUGUAUAUCUAGCCGACAUGAAGAGAGGCCCUGAUUUGCUCAGUACGGACGUCGAUCGCUUGUCUAUUUUACAAAUGAGAAACGCCCAGUGCAAACCUCAUUUGAAAUCAUCUUAUCCAGCGGAAAUGCAAUUCCUUCCUUCAAGCUUGACCGAAGAAGAGAUCAAAUCGGGUUCCACAACGGAAGACAUCUUUAACGACAGUCUCAGUCAAAGUCUUCUCCCAGAGCAAAAGACAAAGAAAAAAGAUAGAUCUCAGACGUCGUACAAAAAACCUGGUCCUCCGACACCAAGCAAGAACGGAGGCAGAUUGUCGUUGCAGGGUAAUGAGUUAAAAAGUCCGAAUUCACGCAUCUUAAGGGAGCGCAAUGUCGAUAGAAGAACAACGACCACUCCUCAUUCAUUGAGGCAUCUGUUCACAUUAAAACGUCAAGACGAAAACGUAUCCAGCACACCGAAAGGUCGCAAACUCAGUAGUAUUUUCCGCAAACCUCGUAUGCAAUAGGGUGAUGCUCUUCACGAUCACGUCACACUGUGCAAAGAAUUAAUUUAUUGUUAUAUACCGUAUAUAUAACAAUAAAUUAACAUCAUGUCACACCGUGUACAAAGAGUUAACUUAUCGUUGUAUACAGUAUACAGUAUAUGUAACAAUAAAUUAACAUACAUAAAAAUUAGAAGCUUUGUGUUAAUUACCACAAAGUAUUCUCUUAUCUAUGUGAGCAGUAUUGCUUAGAGAU